AUGUAUCGUUGGAUAUUCAAUAAAUCUCUGCGUUAUUCAUUAACCAUUUGCCCAAGAUGUGUUUCACAAGAAGCCAGUAUUAAACUUAAGCCAAAAAAGAUGUACGAUAAUGUUCUAUAUGGAAAGCCAGUAGCUAAUCGAAUACUAGAAAAAUGUAAACAAGAUUGUGAUGAAUAUAUUCUUAAAUAUGAUCGACAACCACGUUUAACAGCUUUAUUGGUCGGUGGACAUCCUAGCAGUAAAUUAUACAUUAAAAAUAAGCAAAAAGCAGCCAAACGUGUCGGCAUUGAAUUUAAUGUUGUGAAUCCUGUAAUGCAUUCGACACAUGAAGCAAUUGUAGAUUUAAUUCAAACAUUAAAUAACGACGAUAGUGUCGAUGGAAUACUCUUACAAUUACCUUUACCAUUACAUUUAAUUGAUCAAACAGAAAACUUGAUUCAGAUGAUUCAUGCAGAUAAGGAUGUUGAUGGAUUUACAACAGAAAAUUAUUGUCAAUCGACAACAAUGAUACCAGUUGUGGACGCUGUUCAUGAACUAUUAAAAGAGAUUGGUGAACCAACCAAAGGAAAAAAUGUUGUUGUUAUCGGUCGUUCGAAAUAUGUUGGUGCACCUAUAGCACUUCUACUCAGUCGUUCAACAGUCUUAUCCAAUGAACUAGUUGGGGACGCACAUGUAACAAUUUGUCAUCGAGAGACUCCAUUAGACAAUUUCAAAAUGCAUUGUAAAAAUGCCGAUAUUAUUAUUUCAGCUGCUGGACGACCAAGACUAGUAACACACGAUAUGGUUAAAAAGGACGUCAUUGUUAUCGAUGUGGGUAUUACAAAAUCAAGCGGUAGCAAUACUGUAUUUGUCGGCGAUGUCUGCUUUGACGAAGUUCGUAAAUCGGCCAAAUUUAUUACACCUGUACCCGGUGGUGUUGGCCAAGUAACUGUUGCUUGCUUAUUAAAAAAUCUCUUAACAUUAGCUAAUAGACGCGUGACUAAAGCAUUUAUGAACGAACAGACAAAUAAUCAUACGUAA
Didymodactylos carnosus is the source of this 1020-nucleotide messenger RNA. Lineage: Eukaryota; Metazoa; Rotifera; Eurotatoria; Philodinida; Philodinidae. The record is from the annotation of a GenBank genome assembly.